AGCACGUACAUAGUCUCGCGAGAACUCGUGCCACGAUUACGUCGUUCUGGAAUACGAGCGUGAUGGUCGCGUAGCGAUCGAGCGUAACGAUCGUGCGAUCGCAAAAAUUUGACAGAACUUGUCACGGAUUUCUUUUUCUCCACGAUUCGUCAAUCGAAUUGUAUCGACGUUGUUAUCGUAUACAGGCAAUAUUUGCCGAUUCGUUCGAAUAGAAAGAAUUAUCGGAGGUAUCGGUUAAAUUUGCGCGGCGGUGUUUCGAAUGUGCCGGUGAAACAUAACCUUAUGCGAUGCGUCGUCCCCUGAUUCGCCAUCUCUCCGAGGGUGGUGCAGGUGACAACACCAGUGGCAGGAGGCAGCAAUCCGUAAAGGAGGAUGAUCGUGCCAGUUACACCUGGAAUUGCCGCGAAUACGGGCAUCACCUGUCUUCCUGCGACCUUCUCAAGGUUCCGACAGCCCUCGGAUGCCGGGGGCAAACCACGUCGCCGGAGCCACGAAUCGCGAUCCACAGCGGCCGAAGUAAAUGGAUUGACGGACGAUUAGUAGAGUAUGUACAGAAGAAGAGGUGGAAUUCGGAGGAUGGAGGUACGAGGGGGAGACAACAGCUCGAGCAAUCCGUGUAUUGCGAGGCUGAGUCCCGGCGUAGCGCUUCCGAGGACGAGAGACAAGAUGUUCAACCGGGUGGCAAUCAACAGGAGAAGAUCAAGAGUACCACGCAAGAUUUAUUCGAAUUGUUGGAAAGAGUGCAGUGUUCGCGUCUCGAUGAUCAGCGAUGCGUUCUACCGCCCUACUUCUCCCAGACCCCGAGGGAGGACAGGGCAGCGUCGAGUCCUGGUAAUCAGAAUAAUCACACACCCACACCGUCCCCGUCACCGGUCGGCGAUGCACCCGUUGGCAGGGCUCUUAUGGAGGCUGCGCUUCAGCAAGCCACUUCCGGAUCUCAGCCACCUCUGGUGGUGACACCGCCUGGUUACUGGGUCGACGGUACCGAUCACCGACACGCCCUCGACUCGGCCGGCAGGGCGUUACUUCCGGCCCAGCCUGCAUGGCAACCAAGGAUAGACCAAGACGACACCGCCAAGUGUUACAGGCGAUUUUUCGUCGGCAGGGUAACGUAUCGUGUUAUAUAUUCCUGUUUCAGCGAGGGGAAAGGUACAAGGGGAUUAAGUUUGUUAAAACUUUGUCGAAAGUAUGUCAAUGCAAGCGACUAUAAUAGUCAUCCUAGUACGUCAAUGCAAAGUGACUGUAAUAGUCGUUUUAGUACAUCAAUGCAGAGUGACUAUAAUAGUCGUCUUAGUACAUCAAUGCAGAGUGACUAUAAUAGUCGUCUUAGUACAUCAAUGCAGAGUGACUAUAAUAGUCCUCCUAGUAUAUCAAUGCAGAGCGAUUAUAAUAGUCAUUCUAGUACGUCAAUACAGAGUGACUAUAAUAGUCGUGCUAGUACGUCAGUGCAGAGUGACUAUAAUAAUCGUUAUAAUACAUCGGUGGCAUCUUAUUAUCAGUGGCAUCAUAUGCAAAGCGACUAUAAUAAUCAUCCUAAUACAUCAAUGCAGAGUGACUAUAAUAGUCGUCCUAAUACAUCAAUGCAGAGCGACUAUAAUAAUUGUCCUAGUACGUCAAUGCAAAGCGACUAUAAUAGUCGUCUUAGUACGUCAAUGCAGAGUGACUAUAAUAGUCAUCUUAGUACAUCAAUGCAGAGCGACUACAAUAGUGGUCCUAUCGCUCGUAGUACUUCAAUGAUAUCUUAUGUUAUGCAGAGCGACUAUAGUCGCCUAGCGAUUAUAAUAAUCGCUCAUAGUAUCUCGAUGGCAUCUUAUGCUAUCAACGAGUCGUUGAACGUGAGCACGCUGAUGCCCGUUGUCUGUUCCGGUGCCGGUACACUGAUAGCCCGAUACGACGAGCACGCUUUGGUCUCGAGGUUCAAAUUCGGCGUUCUUCAUCAACGUGCCGGCCAAGUGACCGAGGAGCAACUUUUUGGCAACAGGCAGAUCACGCCUGCCUUCCAAGAAUUUCUCGACUUGCUGGGGCAAAAGAUCGAUUUAAGGGAUCACAAAGGAUAUCGCGGAGGUUUGGACACCAGACACGGGCAAACGGGUGAUUCAGCGGUGUACGAGGUAUUUCGAGGCCGAGAAGUGUUGUUCCACGUCGCCUCUCUUUUGCCGUACAGCCCAGGGGACUCUCAGCAAUUGCAGCGCAAAAGACACAUCGGGAACGACAUCGUCGCGAUAAUAUUCCAAGAGGAGCCAACCCCUUUCAGUCCAGAUAUGAUCGCAAGCCACUUCUUGCAUGCAUUCAUCGUGGUACAAGUCGUCGACCCCUGCACACCUAAUACGAGGUACAAGGUCAGUGUAACGGCACGAAACGACGUUCCCCUGUUCGGCCCAGCCUUACCGACACCGGCUGUAUUUUUACGAGGAAUCGAAUUCAAGGAAUUCCUCUUGACGAAAUUAGUGAACGCCGAGAAUGCGGCGUAUAAAGCUGAGAAAUUUUCGAAACUCGAGUUGAGAACGAGGUCAGCUUUAUUGGAAUCUCUGACGGAAGAAUUGCAAGCAAAGACAGCGGAAUUUCUCGGCGGAGCGAUUGGAUUCGGAGGUGGGGGUCUAACUUUCGGAGGGAAUUGUCCAGUGAGCCCAACGGCGAACGACGCAUCGGGAUCCGGUAGCGGUGGAAGCGGGUCCAGAUUCAUCGACACCGUUCGAAAAGCUCUGAUAUCGCGAGUUAGAAACGCGUCGACGGAAAGCGUGCCGCAACAGUUGUCGAAGAAGGGCCAGUCAGAGUCUAGUCCGCCUAGCAAUCGACAAUCAACCACGAAGAUUAACAGCAAACGUUCGGUCGAGCCCUCGAGUCCCUUAGGCUCGCCCGAUUUAACCCUUAGAAGGGAUUCGGAGCGUGGAAGCCCCAGCUUGGGUAGCCAGGACAGUAGUUUGUCGAACACGGAUAAUCAAGACAGCAGUUUGGCCACUUUGCAGCAGGACGAGGUUGAUCGUAGAGAGUCUGCCACCUCGAUUUGUGCUAGCAACGAUAACACGGUGGUGGACAAAAUUUCGUCCGUUCAAAGACUGACCCACGAAAAUUUACGGAAGCAAGAGAGGUCGGAAAAGGCGGAAACGACCCAACGUGUUAUUUCGGAAAGUGACGACAGCUCGUUGAACAGCGAACUUGAAUUGGAUCAGGUUGUGUAUCCGGACAGCGACACGGGCCUCGAAUCGAUGAGCUCGGCCGAAACGCACGAUACAACGAGGUGCACAACCAAGGAUGGCGUUUUAGAAACGGAAAACUUAAGAAUGGAAGUCACCAGGCUUAAAUGCGACAAAUUAGAUUUACUGAGGCAAAAUGUGACCUGCCAACGCGAUAUAAAACGUCUGCGAGAAAAGGAACUUCAAUUGCAGUCCGAUCUCGCAGCCGCGUCAAAAGAAAUUCUUCGAUUGAGAGCUAUGCUAAAAGAAUGUUCGACGAGUAUUCCAUUGGACAACAACAAUCAACAGACAUCUACCGUUUAAAGAUGGCUUUUGAGACACAUUUAAUAUGAUGCCUUUAUCGGCGCGUAACUUCCCGUUGCAAUUAUUAGAUUUUAAUAAUUAGUUAGGCGCAGUAGUUGAAAACUCUAUAAAAAAAAA
Messenger RNA from Apis florea (little honeybee), 3614 nucleotides. RefSeq names its product rap1 GTPase-activating protein 1. NCBI's taxonomy places the organism in Eukaryota, Metazoa, Arthropoda, Insecta, Hymenoptera, Apidae. Gene Ontology annotation, molecular function: GTPase activator activity. Gene Ontology annotation, cellular component: cytoplasm. The record is from RefSeq and is a predicted model, not a curated record. Gene Ontology annotation, biological process: regulation of small GTPase mediated signal transduction.